AUGCCUCCCACACAACUUCCCGCCUCGGGAAAUCCCCUUGUAUUCUUUGACAUUACACUAGGAGGCGAACCACUAGGUCGUGUUAAGUUCGAACUGUUCGCCGAUGUAGUCCCCCGAACAGCAGAGAACUUCCGGCAGUUCUGUACGGGUGAGAGUAAGAAUCAUCUAGGACGGCCGCAGGGGUAUAAGGGGAGUAAAUUCCAUCGGAUUAUCAAAGAUUUCAUGUGUCAAGGCGGCGACUUCAUAAAUGGCGACGGAACAGGCUCGACAUGUAUCUACGGCAUGAAGCAAUUCGAGGAUGAAAACUUUGUCAUUAAACAUACUGAGCCAGGUUUACUUUCCAUGGCCAACGCCGGCCCCAACGGCAACGGUUCUCAAUUCUUCAUCACCACAGCCCCGACCCCAUUUCUAGACGGCAAACACGUGGUUUUCGGCAAGGUGGUCGAGGGGAUGGAUGUGGUGCGCAAGAUGGAGAAUACGAAGACGGGGUAUCGAGGAAAGGAUGUGCCGAAUUUGGAUGUGGUUAUUGCGGGGUGUGGUGAGAUGUAG
Glarea lozoyensis ATCC 20868 is the source of this 549-nucleotide messenger RNA. Its product is annotated as Cyclophilin-like protein. Gene Ontology annotation, cellular component: intracellular membrane-bounded organelle. Lineage: Eukaryota; Fungi; Ascomycota; Leotiomycetes; Helotiales; Helotiaceae. Bases 1 to 549 code for a protein of 182 amino acids. Gene Ontology annotation, molecular function: peptidyl-prolyl cis-trans isomerase activity. The record is from RefSeq and is a predicted model, not a curated record. The transcript is spliced from 5 exons. Gene Ontology annotation, biological process: protein folding; protein peptidyl-prolyl isomerization.